Molecule: messenger RNA, 4473 nt
Organism: Archocentrus centrarchus (flier cichlid)
Lineage: Eukaryota; Metazoa; Chordata; Actinopteri; Cichliformes; Cichlidae
Gene: myo1f
Product: myosin IF
Exons: 29
Coding region: 277-3564 (1095 amino acids)
Biological process (GO): actin filament organization; endocytosis
Cellular component (GO): microvillus; myosin complex; plasma membrane
Molecular function (GO): ATP binding; microfilament motor activity; actin filament binding
Source: RefSeq, a predicted model, not a curated record
GGCCGAUGAACUGGACUGAAUAAUUGUUAACUUUGGAUAGCAGCCUUCAAUCUUCAUUUCAUUCAUUUCUUCGUCCUCCUGUCUCACAGCUCUGAACAUGAGAGAACACAGAAUGCAGAAGUAGCGGCUGAGCUUUGUGCGGGUGCUGGCUGCUGUUGGCUGUCCUGCUUGUGUGAUGGCAGCAAUCUAAGGUCAACUUGUGGAUUUUAACAACACACACAAACACGCACUCUCUCUGGACAGUGGACGCUUGAGGAGGAGAGGCCCACAGGAACAAUGGCGAAGUACCACUGGCAGAGUCAAAAUGUGAAGCAAAGCGGCGUGGACGACAUGGUUCUUCUGUCGAAGAUCAGCGAGGAUGCCAUCGUGGAAAACCUGAAGAAGAGAUACAUGGACGACUACAUCUUUACUUACAUUGGCCCUGUAUUGAUAUCUGUUAACCCUUUCAAACAGAUGCCCUAUUUCACUGACAGAGAGAUUGAACUCUAUCAAGGAGCUGCCCAGUAUGAGAAUCCACCACACAUCUACGCCUUGACUGACAACAUGUACAGAAACAUGAUGAUCGAUGGGGAGAAUCAGUGUGUCAUCAUAAGCGGUGAGAGCGGUGCUGGAAAGACAGUGGCCGCCAAAUACAUCAUGGGCUACAUUUCCAAAGUAUCUGGAGGAGGAUCAAAAGUGCAGCAUGUGAAAGAAAUCAUCCUACAGUCAAAUCCUCUGUUGGAAGCCUUUGGUAACGCCAAGACCGUUCGCAACAACAACUCCAGUCGUUUUGGGAAAUACUUUGAGAUCCAGUUCAGCAGAGGAGGAGAGCCAGAUGGUGGCAAAAUAUCAAACUUUCUACUUGAGAAGUCAAGGGUGGUGAGCCAGAAUGAGAACGAGAGGAACUUCCACAUUUACUAUCAGUUGAUAGAGGGUGCUAACGCUGAGCAGAAAGAGGGCCUGGGAAUCAUGACCCCUGAUUAUUACUACUACCUCAACCAGUCUGGGACAUACAAGGUGGAUGGGACCAAUGACAGCAAAGACUUCCAUGAAACAAUGGAAGCCAUGCAGGUGAUCGGGAUCCCAGGUGAAAUCCAGACUCAGGUGCUGCAGAUUGUUGCAGGUAUCCUCCACUUGGGAAACAUUAGUUUCAUAGAAGCAGGCAACUAUGGGCAGGUGGAAAGCACAGACUUGCUCGCAUUCCCCGCCUAUCUGCUGGGCAUCAACCCCAACCGUCUCCAGGACAAGCUGACCAGCCGGAAGAUGGAUUCAAAGUGGGGAGGGAAGUCUGAGUCCAUUAACGUGACCCUGAACCAGGAGCAGGCCAACUACACACGAGACGCCCUGGCCAAAGCCCUCUACGCACGCCUCUUUGACUACCUGGUGGAGUCCAUAAAUAAAGCCAUCCAAAAACCACAUGAGGAAUUCAGCAUUGGAGUACUUGACAUUUAUGGCUUUGAGAUAUUCCAGAGAAAUGGCUUUGAGCAGUUUUGUAUCAACUUUGUCAAUGAGAAACUGCAACAGAUCUUUAUUGAACUCACCCUGAAGGCUGAGCAGGAAGAGUAUGUUCAGGAGGGUAUCAAGUGGACCCCAAUCGAGUACUUCAACAACAAGAUUGUGUGCGACCUUAUUGAAAAUAAAUUGAGCCCUCCUGGUAUAAUGAGCGUGCUGGAUGAUGUGUGUGCCACCAUGCAUGCCAAAGGAGAGGGUGCAGAUGGCACUCUGCUGCAGAAACUGCAGGCUGCUGUGGGGACACAUGAACAUUUCAACAGCUGGAACUCUGGCUUUGUUAUACAUCACUAUGCCGGAAAGGUCUCAUAUGAUAUCAACGGCUUCUGUGAGAGAAAUAGGGAUGUGUUGUUCCCUGACCUGAUUGAGCUCAUGCAGAGCAGUGAAUUUAACUUCAUCCGUAGCUUGUUCCCUGAAAACCUCAACACAGAUAAAAAAGGAAGGCCGACCACAGCGAGUUCAAAAAUCAAGAAACAAGCCAACGAUCUGGUGAACACGCUGAUGAAGUGCACGCCGCAUUAUAUCCGCUGUAUCAAACCCAAUGAGACAAAGCGGCCGAAAGACUGGGAGGAGAGCAGAGUCAAGCAUCAAGUUGAAUACCUUGGAUUGCGGGAAAACAUCCGCGUACGCAGGGCUGGAUUUGCGUAUCGCAGAGUCUUCAAUAAGUUUCUGAUGAGGUAUGCCAUUCUAACAGCCGAAACAUGGCCGUGCUGGAGAGGUCCGGAGCAGCAGGGGGUCCUUCACCUCCUUCGCUCUGUCAACAUGGAUAACGAUCAGUACCAGAUGGGACGCACUAAAGUCUUUGUGAAGAACCCAGAAUCGCUAUUUCUGCUUGAGGAAAUGAGGGAGAGGAAGUUUGACACGUUUGCCAGAAUCAUUCAAAAAUCCUGGAGAAGAUACAUCGCCAGGAAGAAGUAUGAACAGAUGAGAGAAGAGGCCUCAGACAUCCUGUAUAACUCCAAAGAGCGGCGGAAAAACAGCAUCAAUAGGAACUUUGUUGGAGACUACCUCGGGCUGGAGCAGAGGCCUGAGCUCCGCCAGUUCCUGGCCAAGAGGGAGCGUGUCGACUUCGCUGAUUCAGUUAACAAGUUUGACCGCAGGUUCAAGUCUAUCAAGAGAGAUUUGAUCCUGACCCCGAAAGGUAUUUAUCUGAUUGGCCGAGAGAAGGUGAAGAAAGGACCUGAGAAAGGACAGAUAAAGGAAGUACUGAAACGGAAGUUGGAGUUUGGAAGCAUCGGCGGGGUCUCUCUCAGUACGAGACAGGAUGAUUUCUUCAUCCUGCACGAGGCCCAGUACGACAGUCUGCUGGAGUCCAACUUUAAGACAGAGUUCCUCAGUUUGCUCUCUAAACGCUACGAGGAGGUGACCAAGAGAAAACUGACAAUCUCCUUCGCUGACAGACUGGAGUUCAGAGUGAAGAAGGAGGGCUGGGGUGGAGGAGGCACAAGAGUGGUGGUGUUCCAGAAGGGCCCAGGAGAUCUGGCCCAGCUCAAACCUGGAGGGAAGACCCUUUCUAUCACAAUAGGAGAUGGUCUCCCCAAAUCCUCUAAGCCAACCAGGAAGUCUGCUCCUCAGUCUUAUGGUGGACGAAGAAAUCACGUACCCAGCAGAGCACAUGAGAAUGGUGGAGCCAAGUUUUCCAGAGCCCAUCAGAACCCACAAGCAGACAUCACAUAUUCGUCCCCGCACAGGCAGGGCCGGCCGAACAACGCACCCCUGCCCAAAUUGGGUUCCCAGAGGGGCCCCCGACCUCCAGCCUCCAACCAGUAUAACCAGUAUAACCAGUAUAACCAGAACAACAUGGACUUCCUUAAUGUGCCUGACCAGGGAAUGUCGGGGAAGCAGAGGAAAAGGAGCAUCAGCCAGCGGCCUCCUCCUGCUCCUAAACCGCAUUCUCGACCACAGGGUCCCCGCUGCCGGGCAUUAUAUCAGUACGUCGGUCAGGACACGGAUGAGAUCAGCUUCGAUGUCAACGAAGAGUUUGAUCUCGUCAAAGAAGACCCGUCAGGCUGGUGGACGGGCAGAAUUAGAGGAAAGGAAGGUCUCUUCCCGGGUAACUAUGUGGAAAAGAUUUGAUGAGGACUUUGAUCGCUCUUUCCGGACGUGUCUGUGUAUGUUCAUAAGUAGAUGUCAUUUGUUGAAAUCAGCACAUUCUGUUUGCUACAGAAACUGCCUGUGAGUUGUUCGUGGUUGCGUAGUAAAUCAGGGAUUUUAAAGGGCCGAGCUCUCUGACAUUUGAGCCCCAGCUAAUUUGUCCGGCAGCGUGCCAUACAAACAGAACAGAUGAUGGAUUACUCCUAGGUUCAUUAUUAAAGCACGAUUUCAAAUAGCUGCUCGGGUUUCAUCUUUGUCUUUAUGUCAAACAAUCUUGUUGAGAAACAACCCAGUGAGAAGAUCUUUGACUUCACCUGCAGUGCAACAACGCCUUUCUUUGACUCAUUCCUUCACAGACUAUGACUCAAAGUUACGCUUUAAGCCGUAACUGAAGAAUAACAUGAAAGUACUGCAUUGCUUCCUGAUGUUUACAGUGUUUUAUUUGCCUGAAGCUUUUGUCCAGAUCAAUGACGAGCACUGCUCAGUAUUUUUGAUUAAAUCAACAGUGUCUAAUCAAGUUAUGACAGAUUUUUUAAAAUACUGAAACCGGAACAGGUGAACUUGACUGUUACUUUUGCUAAAAAAACAUCAGAUCAAAUCAAAGCCAUUAAGAUAAGUAGCAUUUUAAUGUUAGUUUUAUCAUUUUUUUUUAAAAUAUGCAGAUAUUUUGUACUGCUAUUUCUUGUGGCAUUUUCUUAUAUUUUUCACCUCAAUAAAAAAAAAAACAACAAAAAAAACAAAGGACUUUUGCACUAGUUAGAGUAACAUUUCUAUUUUUUACACAACAGAAAGAAAGAGAUGGCUGAAUUUCAGUGUGAACUUUUAGUAUGCUUAUUUUAGCCAUUUUUUUUUUUUUGUGAUGGAUUUUUGUCAAAUAAUGUGAUUACUUAC